AUUGUUUCUUUUACACGUCAGUGAAUUUCGGUUAAAUACCAAACUAAAAUAAAACGGGAUGUAUAUCAAAAUUUCUCUUCUCUUUUGUGCGUUAUACUUCUUUACGGCAGUACGGAGUGUUGGACUCAGAGAGCACCAAAUAAACUCAUGCGUUGAAUUGUCUGAGAGGUACAAGAUAAUUAACAAUGUAAUUCCCAGGAUGAGAACCAUGACACAUUUGAUGGAUUUGGGAUAUAAAAUGUUGAUAAACUUUUUUCCAUCCAUAGAAAUACCAACAACAGCUGUGAUCAAUAAUAAAACCAUGCCGCAAUUAUUAAUAAAUUUGGCCAGUGUAGAAAAGGAGGAUUGGAUAGAUUGGGAGGAACAAAAUUUGACUACUCACGAAGUAAGAAUUUUCAUGGGAAUGUUUACCAUACAAGACAAAAAGGGUGUACACGACGGGCUUCUUACCUAUGCCGAAUUAGUGAGCUUAAUUAACAACGAUUUAACCCUAAAACCUGACGUUAAGGGGAAUAUAAAAAAUGAAUUCAAUAAUGGCGAUUUAAUUAACGCACAAAAAUUCUUGGCGGCCAUAUUGAAACAUAAACCAGAAGGCAAAGGAUUAGACAAGAAACAGAUACAAAUAUGCUCUAGUUUGUAUAAAUUUGAUUACGACCAUCUUCCUGCUGCAAGCCUAAAAGACUUACUACUAAAGUUACAAAUUGUUUCCAAUGAGUAUGAUUCGCUAUUAGAGUUCGAGCAAUUCCAAACCGCUGCAAAUGAGUUAAAAGAGCUCUUAGUCUUAUGGUCGGAAUAUAAUAAAGACGUCGACGCAAAUUCGCCGUCCAUCACUAGUAUGGAAGUUAGGGAAUAUCUUUGCGAUUUUUCUAUGUACGAUAGAAACGGUGAUGGUGUGCUCAACUAUUGGGAAUUCGAACCGAUCGCCCAUCUCUACAUGCCAGAGUAUAGAGCAAUGGAUGUUUUGAAGAAAUAUUCCGAUUUAUACUUUACACCUGAAAUUCCGGAAUUUAUCCCGAUUUCUCAAUCUUACCCUGAUAUAUAUAUAGGAGAUUAUUGGGAUGGGAAAUGUACAAUGAGCGCUGCUAUGUUCUUGCACCUGAAAUAUUUUUUACGUUUUGAACGUAAACGUUUAGCGCCAAAGAAACCUAAAAAAAAAUCAAGAUUCCUAUGCUGCUAUGGUCACUGAAAUUUUGGAAACGGAAGGAACCGCCCAAUUCCACUACACAGUACAUUAACACAAACAUAUUGAUACGAUACUAUUAAUUUAUAAUUUUCUUUAUUAUUAUUACUCCUUAGUUUUAUAAUAUUGUAAUCUUG
Adelges cooleyi (spruce gall adelgid) is the source of this 1317-nucleotide messenger RNA. RefSeq lists its product as uncharacterized. Lineage: Eukaryota; Metazoa; Arthropoda; Insecta; Hemiptera; Adelgidae. Bases 59 to 1186 code for a protein of 375 amino acids. The transcript is spliced from 10 exons. The record is from RefSeq and is a predicted model, not a curated record. Gene Ontology annotation, molecular function: calcium ion binding.